Messenger RNA from Paramormyrops kingsleyae, 5829 nucleotides. The record is from RefSeq and is a predicted model, not a curated record. Lineage: Eukaryota; Metazoa; Chordata; Actinopteri; Osteoglossiformes; Mormyridae.
CUCUGUUUUUGAUUUAAUCUGGAGUUUGUAGCUCAUGGUCAUGCAGCGUUAUUCUGAGGUCUAAUGACAUUGCAUUAAAUCAGUGUAUUGACUAGCCUGCAUUACUCGGAAACGGGAAAUUGGCGUUUUGCACUUCAGUUUACGGAUAGUAGAGCUUAUUAUCCUCCGUUUGCAGCGCUUAGGGAUCCUAAUGCGGAUUAAGGCAUUCGGCGUGAAUCCGGAAUAUAACUGUGGAUGUUGUUGAAAACUUUAGGUACUAAACUUUAUGGACGUCAGGGAUAUGGACGCAUCUGUAAAACCACCGACAGGCAGAAGGAUGAAAGCCAGAGCCCCUCCUCCACCAGGCCCCCCCCAGCCUGCUCCCCGCAAAAUUUUCUCCACCACCCGUAACGUCGUACCGGACGGGGGCGGACAGGCUGGGGACAAGAAGGAGAACAUGGCUUAUCCCAUGGUGGACUUUCGCAUCAGCCUCCCUGGAGGAUUCCAGACUGAUGGGACGACGGACGGCAGCAAAGCACUUAUGGACCUGCUGGUGGACCUGUGCGGCCGGUACCACCUGAACCCGGUCCACCACACCCUGGAGCUGCUGUCCCCCGCGGGUCAGCCUGUUCCCUUCAAGCCCAAUGCACUGCUCGGCAUGCUGGAUGUGCGCUACGUCCUCAUCAAAGAGAAGGUUCCGGAAGGCAGAGUGAUCCGGAAGCCCCUGCCCCGAGUGCCGGAGAAAACUGUACGUCUAGUGGUCAACUUCCAUAAGAACCAGAAGGCGGUGCUGCGGGUCAGUCCUCAGGUGCCACUCGGCAGCCUGGUGCCGGUCAUCUGUGAAAAGUGUGACUUCGACCCCGACCAUGUCAUCCUGCUGAAGGAUAACAUCAGCAACCACGAGAUGGACCUGGACAAGUCUCUGGCCGAGCUGGGCAUCAGGGAGCUCUAUGUGCUCGACCAGAAGCUGGUUCUUCCGUCCAAAAUGUCUUCAGCACCUGUCCUGAACUACUCAGGAUCGAUCCGCUCCGACAAUCUCAGUGACGACAGCGAGGAGAAGAAAGGCCUCCUGGGGUUCCUCAAAUUCAAACGGCGGAAAUCAAAGAAUGUCAGCCCUGCUCCGGCCCCUCCCUGCGUGGAGGUACGCCCCAACACGCUCGGCCAGUCUCAGUCCGUCAUGAACGUCUCCCGGACGUCCCCGAAGACCGAGGUGAAGAAGAGGCGGGCCCCCCCGCCGCCCCAGGCCACGCCUACCCCAUCCACACUGCAGUGCUUAGUGGAAACCUAUGAGGUGCACUCCAGCUCCCCGAACAGCAGCCAACAGAAAAAGAGGAAGGCCCCGGCGCCCCCCCCGACCCCGGGCCCCCAGGCUGAGGACUCCACCAGCCACAGCAUCCUGUGCAGCAGCAGUGGGGGCGACGGCAGCACUGGAAGCAGCACCAGCAUCGGUAGCAGCCUGGGGGCAGCAGAUUUGGCCCCCUGUGGCCAGGAGGAGGAGCCUGAUGUGGUGCUCGAUGCCACACCUGAGGCGACAGAGCCAGGCCUUAUCGAGAGGCCGGAGGAGCCAGAGAACAUCCGGCACAGCGCCACAAGUGCUGAGCGGCAGGUGCUUCUGAAACCCCGACGAAUCCCCACGAGGGAGCCGCCCACCCUAACAAUCCCCCCUCCCCCACCUGACACGCCCCCUCCCGUACAGCAGGACUCCCAUGAUGCUCAGCUGGAGGCGGCCCCCCAGUCUUGGCUCCGCACUUUGCAGGAUGGAGAGCCAGGUCUGGCUCCGGAACCGGAACCGGAGACCGCGUCGGUGGCGAGCAGCAGUGACGGCACCAGCAGCCUUCCGGACCAGGGUUACGCCCCCUCUGAGGGCAUGCCUGAAGACGCCUAUGUGAGCUCGCCCUCUGAAAUCGCCCACCCAGCUUCUCCCAGCGGCGGCGUGUCCCCAGACAGCCAGCCGGGUCACACUCGAAUUCCACCCAGGGACAGCUCCAGUGACAGCGAUGAAGGCUGCGCCACAUGGGGGUCCCGACACAGGCACAGUAAUGAAAUUCACCCAGGGGAGGAAUCAGGCAGAAAGAAGGACACCUAUGAGGAUGACUUGAAGAUCACCGCCCAGCUUCAUGAGACUCUGGCUGAGCUGGAUGCUGGCCUAGCAGAUGUUGAUCACAUAGAUCAAGCCUCAAUAUGUGAGUCCUCUACAUCAGAUAAGUCUUUAGAUGAGGUCCCUGUGUCAUUUUUGGACUUGGAAGUGCCAGUGACGACUAUCAAUGAAGUUGUGGACAACCUAGAGCCUAGUACAGCAAAUUACAAGGUGUCACCAUUGUCUUGUAUGCAAAAUGUCAUCAUUGGAAAUCACAUUCCUAUCUAUAAGCCACAUGGCAGUGUAAGAGUCAAAGAUGGCAGUGUAAGAGUCAAAGAUGGCAGUGUAAGAGUCAAAGAUGGCAGUGCCAUCACCAAGUACGGAGACAGCUUGGGAUUUCCUCAUGCAGCACUAGGUGAUAGGAUGCCUGAAGAAAGACUCAACAACAGCAGCAGAAGAAAGGAGGAAGCCAAAGAUGAAACGACAGUGAUCCCAGUGACAGAAAUCCAAGAUGGCGCGUGGAAAGAAGAAACUGCUGUAUUUGCAUCCUCCGCUCAAGACAUAACCGAUAACUCGUCAAGAAAUCAAAGGUGCCUGGGCGCUACUAAGGGCUAUACCAGUCAACCUCCUAAGGAAACUGAGGCAACCGUCCCCAUGAAACGACAAAUGGCACAAAACACCAUAACCCCGAAUCCCAGUUCCCGGUAUGGCUUAAAGACCUUCACCGUUGUUCCCCCGAAGCCGACAGUGACACAGAAUUCAGCUGGCUCUUUGGUUAUCGGUGCCAUUAAAAUCGAUGCCUUAGGAAAUAUGGUCUCGCAAGACAAUAAACACAGAAGAUCUCUGGGACCUGAAGGUGACACAGAGAUGGGGAAAGCCAAGGUCUUUUGGACGUCAACGAAGCAGCAAGAUACAGUACCUUGCAAUAGGGAUGUUAAAACAAAAGAUCUAGAGAUCUCCAAGCCAGCACCUGCAGAACCAUUGAAGGCCACUGUUGAUGGAACACAGAGCAAGAGUUUGUUUACAGAUCCCAAAGAGCAGUUUGUAAAACCGAUACAUGAGUCUGACCAAAAGAGAGACCUAUCCUUUUUAAAACCGUCGAGAAGAACGUCCAGCCAGUAUGUGGCUUCUGCCAUAUCCAAGUACACUAGAGGGCCUCCGACCGGAACUAAGAGAAUUCUAGAGUUGAAUGCAGCAGCUGACUUAUCAGUCUCCAAGCAAGAGUUCUCUGGCACAAAAAGCUUUUCAAAUAGCAAUAGAUUUGAAGAAAUGCAUUCAAAUAACUCAACACGCAUUGAAGACUCUGAACGUGUGUUAGAAGUGAAAGGAAACAGCAACUCGGUUCCGGUGACCAAUCCUAAUCGUUCCCUGAGUUUCCAAGAACACACCAAUUAUAAAGUCAAAAAUACAAGAGCGAAACGAGAUGAGAACGCCUCGUUGCCUGAAGAAGGAGGCAAAAAUACGGGGAAAGCUAAUUCCAGAAACACUGUACCCAGGCAACAGUCUAUUACAUCUACACAGCAGCUAAAGUCUCCCGCUAAAGCAGAACUUGCCAUUUCACAGUCCGUCUACAGCUCUGUCCCUGCACAGGAUGCUAUGGAUGCCAAUAGUCUUGUAUUGGACAGGGAGUCUGACUCUUCGGCAUCUACUGCCGCCUCUACAGAAGGCUGUCAGCCAGGCGUGUUUGGGCCUGUCACAAAGUUCAAACCUGUCAUAAUGAAACCCAUUCAGAAGGAAACUUCACUGCACAUCACUCUCAUGGAGGCUAUCCAGUCCGGUGAUGGGAAGGAACGUCUCAGAAAGGUGUCUGGUGCAGCACAGGAAAGCACUUCCACAUCCCUGUCGUUUGUCACAACUGAAAAUGAACAUUCUGCACUUUUAGCAGCUAUAAGAGCUCAGAAUAACUCCACAAGACUUAGGAAGACAAAAUCUGAAGCAGCAUCUGAGCUGGAGGGGUACAAGAAGGCUGAAUUGGGGGGCACUGCGCUGCCCGAACACCUGCCUCCGCCCCCUGCCUUUGCACCCCCUCCUCCACCUGUGCCUUACGUACCCUCCAUGGUGAGCUCAGCACGGAACCCUCCGGAAGGUGCCAGAGAGGCUCUCCUGGAGGCCAUCCGUUCAGGGUUUGGAGCUCAGAGACUAAAGAAGGUCCCUGUCCCCAAAAAAACAGUGCUUGUGAAUGGCAGACUGGGGAAAAUUCGGGCAUCGUCGUCAGUCCUGCAAGGGUACGAGAAAACAUCAGAAUCUCGUCUGCAGCAUUUGCAUAAGCCGUUUCACGGGACAUCCACAAGCCAAUAGAUACUCUCCAUUCUCCAAUUACUUGUCUACUCAUACAUUUUAUAUAUUUGAGCAGCCUGUGUUAGUUGUUCAGAAAGAUGCUGGACAAGAAGAUGCCAAUAAUUGUUGUUUAUGUUGUAUGCAAAGAUUGACGCACUUUUCAAAUAUUUCUUAAAUAUUGAGAUUUUAUUUAUCCACUCUUUUCAGUUGGGGAAUUAAUGUUGAGUUGGUACAGUGUAAUUUGUGGCUGUAUGAGUCUGUUUCCUUGCUGAAGUUCCAGAGUAACACCUACCUGCCAAUCACAGUUUAUAAGACCAAUUCAGAUUAUUUCUGAAUUUGCAUAUAUUGAAAUUCAGGGAACAUCUUCCACCUUUCGUACAAGCAGAUUUUGAUUGUUUUGAAUUAUUUUUACAGCCAAUUUGUCAUUUUAUUUCAUGUAAAAUGUAAAAAAUGAUCCCAAAAUGCACAAAUCCUGCCCCUUCUAAUCCUCUAGCUCAGAGGUGUCAAACUCCAGUCCUGGGGGGCCAGAGGCCUGCACAGUUUUUGGUUCACCCUCAUUUAACACAACCUGAUUCAACUCCUUGUGCUAAUUAUCACACAGCUCUUGAUCUGAAUCAUUUGUGGUGGAACAGGGAAAGAACUAAGCUGCACAGGGCUCCGGCCCCCCAGGACUGCAGUUUGACAGCCCUGCUCUAGCUGGUCACUUCAAAAUGAUCUACAGUGUAUUUUGUUUCUAUUAGCAAAACAAAAGUGUGCAUCUUUGAAGAAUAUUUUUGUUCAUUGAAGUUGGAUGAAGACGUUUGUCUUUUUGAGUGGAAUAUUAUGAAAAUGUAAUGUGAUUGUUCAUGGAAAGGAGGUUAAUUGAUCAUUUGCCUUGUACAUAUUUACUUUCUCUGAAACAAUAUUAGCACAUUGAAGCUGUAAAAAUGUAUUAAUGUAGAACAGUGGCUCAGUCUGACUACUAAAUCAAAGUAUUAUUAAUAACGGAGUUCUUCCAAAUUAUUUAAAUCUAUGCCAUUAUUUUUAUAGUACAUACUGUACACAAAAUGUUUAAUUGAAGACCGAGCGUGAAAAACUGGUCUGAGGACAUAUCUGUAAGCGGGGAUGUUUGCGUAUAUUAAAUAUUGGUAGAUGUCUUUAGGAUGCUAAUAUCCUAACAUAAGAUGUUAGGACUGCAUGAUGAAGUGGCCUGGUGGCUUGAAGAAGUGCAAUUUUUUGGGGUGUUUUAUUUUGGGUGCAAAUAUUUAAUAUGAGGAAAUAAAUCGUGGGCCAAUAAUGAGUACUGAGCGUAAAUACAGAAAUAUGUAAGGAGAUUAUGAAAUGUCUCUGCUAACAGGUUUGCCAGUUGUUAGAACAGACUCACUGGUCCAUAUAUAGAUAUAUAGAUACAUACACACACAUAUAUACACACAUCUUUGUUGGAAUCACUCAUUCAUUUCUAUGGGCAUAACUCUAAUCCCAACAAUGACAACCUUAACCCAUAACCAGCCCUAACC